This is a messenger RNA of Medicago truncatula (barrel medic), 2058 nucleotides long. RefSeq lists its product as uncharacterized. The coding region runs from base 573 to 1325 and encodes 250 amino acids. The transcript has 2 exons. Lineage: Eukaryota; Viridiplantae; Streptophyta; Magnoliopsida; Fabales; Fabaceae. The record is from RefSeq and is a predicted model, not a curated record.
UCCAUUAUUUAAUUGCAAUAUGAAUUUAGAGAUAGGCAUAUAAAAAGUAUUUAUUUACUGCAUUGAAAAUAUAUGUAAAUAUAGGCUAAAGUUGAGCAAAUGAGAGCACUGCAAAAUUGGCGAAAAGAUUGAUAUGGCGAGGCAAGAUCAGAAGAAAACGUGCACAAGCUGAAGCGAUAAAAUAUAAAAGAAAUAGUGUACUUAAGAAAUGGGGAGGUGCAGUAGUAAGCAUAAAAAUAACAUUAAAUAAUAAACUGAGUUUAAUUUUUUCUUUUUGUUUGCCAGUUCAAAACCAAAAGGUGUCCUGGGUAAAGGGACUUUCCCGUGGUGGAAAAAAAGUUUCAUUUCCUAAAUUAAACGACACCAUUGUUGUGGCCAGGGGACUUUUCCAUUCCAAUUUCCAAUCUCUUAGUAAUAAAUACUCCCAAUACAUUUACUAGUACGAUUUUAUGUGUCUUCCCCUAUCCAAUCUAAUUAAAUUUAAUUGCAACCCUCCUUUCAAAGAAAAUAAAAAAUUUAACUGCAACCCUGUGAAUCUGCCUAUAAAUGAAUAGCCUCUGGUUUUAUAUUUAAUGUACACUUUCAAUAUGGCUUCUUCUUCCACCAAAAUGACCCUUAAGCUUCCGGUUGACACAAAGCAAAACAAAGUUCUGUUUGCAGAAGCAUCAAAAGCUGCCGUAGACUCUCUCUUAAACAUGUUUCACUUGUCUUUUGGCACAGUUUUAAGGCUCAUAAGUAGCAAUAACGUUAACAUGCAUUUGGCGGGUAGCUUAGGCAAUCUGCAUCACACUAGUAGUACUCUCCAAAACCUCAACCAGAAUUAUGUUCUCUCCAACUUUAGAACUCCAAAUGCUAAUGAUCACAACCUCGGAAUUUCGCUGCAUAAGUGCCCAAAUGGAUGCCCUUAUGAUGUUACAUCAUGUGAUAACGAACUCCUCUGGUGUUGUCGAUGUUUGCAACCUAUGAAUCGUAAAGAAACAAGUGGUGUCACUAUGAAAGAUCAAAAUGUAAUUUUCAUGUUGAUGGAUGAUUUAGUGAUUCAGCCCAUCUUAGCAAUUUCAGUUAUUACGUUAAUCAACAAGUUCAAUAUCAAACAAGUUGGUGCCUCUCAAGAAAUUGUGGUUGAGUUUGGUAUGAAUGAGGACUUAAAAGCUAGCAUGGCAAUUUGGUCCUUUUGUCUUGUAGUUUUGAGCUACAUUGUUUGUUUGGAUUGUUCGACUUCUACUUCUACCCCAGUCCAAGACACUCCUUAUUUGGGUAAGUUAUCACCACUAUUUAUUUGUACUUGUGUGUUACGGUAUGCGAUUUUUCAGAUCGUAUUUUAAUGUCACAUGAUAUGGCUUUAUAAUUGAGACCAAUACACUGUGUGUUUGAGUGUGUUAUGAGCUGUUUUGUUCCUAUGUGAAAUUCAAACACUCAUAGGAGGCAAGUUUUAGUAUGGGCAAAUUAUCAAAUUUUCCCAUCUUAGAUCAAUUUUGUUUUACUUGUAAUGAGUUGUACUCCCUAUUCUUUUAUAUUCGGAUUUGUACCCUUGACUCAAAAUUAUAAUUUGAACCCAAUUAAUUUGUUUAUUUCUUUAUCACAGGGAGAUACAAUAUUUUUUUAACACUCCUGCUAACCUUUUCCAACCCCAUUCUCAAUAAAAAGAAAACUUAAUAUAAAAACAUAGACCAAAAAAUGUGACUAACAUUUUCAUACUUCAGAUUUUAUUUCCUUAAUCUCCUCAAAAAAGAAAAGAUUUCAAUUAUUUACCCUUCAGAUUUUAGUGAAAAACGUUCUUCCAAAAAUAAAUAUUAUCACUUUAUUUAUUUUUAUUUUUACAUGAAUAUGACUUGGUUCAUAAAAAAUAAUAAAUAUACAUCGUCAAAAUUCAUAUUAUUUGUGAAAUAGUUAUUAAGGUCAUCAUUUAAUAAUACUAAAUUUACCUUGUUUUUGAAAUAAAAAACUAUAAAAAUAAAAUCAAGAAGUUCAUGGCAAAUUCUACCACAUGCCAAAGGAAAUGAACAAGUUCAACUAUAUUCCUGAAAAACACAAGAAUUAAAAAAUUAAUUCUAAAAU